AUGGCAUACUUUGAUACAAUGGAGAAUAGAUCAAGUAUUGCUUAUGCAGAUGACGGAAAGAGACUUGUUGUUGAAUGGCAUGCAAUUACUCUUCGUGAUAAUCGACAAGCUGGCCCUUUUACCUUCCAAGUCCAUCUUUGGCGCAAUGGAAAUAUUACUUUUGUUUAUAAAGAGGCAUUUUAA
Meloidogyne enterolobii is the source of this 183-nucleotide messenger RNA. The record is from the annotation of a GenBank genome assembly. NCBI's taxonomy places the organism in Eukaryota, Metazoa, Nematoda, Chromadorea, Rhabditida, Meloidogynidae.